Messenger RNA from Menidia menidia (Atlantic silverside), 3799 nucleotides. Lineage: Eukaryota; Metazoa; Chordata; Actinopteri; Atheriniformes; Atherinopsidae. The record is from the annotation of a GenBank genome assembly.
AGCAUGAUGGGAUAUGCAAGUCCUCCGGCGGCGCGUUGCCGCCAUGUCACCUAGAGAGAAACAUUUAGCGCUUCUUUCUGUGUUAGGCUUAUUUACUCUCGCUUUUUAUUUUAUCCCCACUUUUCUUUACGCAACUUUAAUUCUUGCCGGUUGUUGCUCUGCUUGUUACUAUCGCUGGGGAGAACCUCUUCCCGCCAGGUUAGGCCCAAAUCCACGGGGUGGUCUUAACGUGCCUGGCGUGCUCAGACGCUGGUUGUGGGACUGGGGGGCAACCGGCGAGUCGGUCAUCGCGCGGAAGAAAACGAGGAGUAGCGGCAGCAAUAGAGCCGAGCUCCGAGAGACCGAGGGACACUUCGGACAAAGACCCAGGGAAACCGGGAUUUACCGCAGAGAAGCCUUGUCAAGUGAUUCAUUUCUGUACAGCCCCAGGGAUUUUCUCAUGGGGAGUUACAUAGGAAAACCGGAAAGUCCACCGGUCAUCCCUGGGAGGCCGAGAGCCGGGAGAAAUCCCCGGGAGCAACUGCGAGAAAGACUGUGUAGACCCAACAAUGCCGUCUAUACGCCAAACAGGAGGCUUUCAUUCACAGGGGAGCCACUGGUCCCAAAGGGCCGGUUCACCAUCACCCCACAGCGCCAUUACCCCCUGCAGCAGCCGGGGGUCUCCUCGGUGGGGUUCCUGCCUCCUGUCCGGUGGGACGGCUUCAGAAAGAAGAACAUCCUGAGCCCCCGCAAUUCCCCGGCUGCCCACAGCCCGGUCACAGUGAAGAUUGCCAGGCCUGACCACAGCAGCCCCAGUAUGGAUCAUCUGACGUGCGCAGGGCUCAGCAGGGCCCCCGAAGACCCCUGCUCCAGAGAGAGCGUUCUCAAGGUGUUAAAGGAAAGCCGCAAAAGAGACGUGGAUGACGAGGACAGGACUUUCAUAACUGGGCAGAAAAGUAAAAGAAGGCGCAAUGACAGUGGAGGAAGUGCACACUCAGCCUUUGAAUCUCUUUUGCCCAAUGGAACGCCAUCACAGCUGGUCCCUAAGCCAGGAACUUUGAAAAGAGGCAUGACGUCGGUGGCAGACGAGCAAAUUCUGAAGAGGUCCCGCACAUCCUCCAUCAGCUCUGGCUCUGCGCUCCAUUCCCCCAGAGGGACGCCUGGGACCAGGAGGAAUGCCAUCCAAAGCUCCUACAGCUCUUCAUUAGGCAUCGGCCAAUGGAAGAAACCAUCAGCACCCAGCUCUCCUUUGUCCAGCCCCGGAUCGUCUCGCUCUCAGACGCCGGAGGGAGCCGCCAAAAGAGCCAGAGAGGACGACGCCCAAUCUCCCAGCUCAGCAUCCUCAGUGAGAUCAGAUCACACAGCGUCUGACAGGGCUCCUGUUGCUUCAAAACUGACUCCAGUUCCCAAAGUCCCCGUCACCAGCUCAGCGGACUCUGCUGGUAGUGGUGGGAAGAGAAAGCGAAAAAUCCAGUUGGUGUCCAGCCACCGGGAUGAUCAAAUCUCUCUGCCCCCACCUCCCGAGCUGGGCUACACGGUUACGGCAAAAGAUCUGGACGAAGAGAAGAAGGCCGCCAUCAGCAAGAUCCAGAAAGUCCUGGAGACGCCUGCCCCAGAACCAGAGAAGUCCGUGUCUCCCCCGGCCUCCACCUCCACUCAGCCUACCCUGUCUGUGAGCUCUGCGGGCGCCACCACCCUGAGCAGCCUCCUGGCCGCUCCCCUGCCCACCCCAUCCAGCAGCGCCAUCCCGGUCAUUAACCUGGACCCCAGUCCUGCCAGCAGGGCCAGCGCUGCCCCCCCCGCCUCCAACCCUCUGCUGGAGGCUCUGAAGAUGAAAAUAACGACUACUCCCUCUGACUCCACCUCUGCUGCCACUACAGUCACAGUGUCUGCGUCUACCACUCCCGUACAAGCGGGCAGCUUAAACCUGAAGGUGUCGGCUCCAGCCCAGCCCCCCCCUCCCUACCCAUCUCAGCCCUCCUCUAGUGUGGGGCAACCCUCUGCCUUCACUCAGGUUCUGGCUCAGGUGUCCAAGGCCCCCAGCAGCACCUCUGCAGCUUCUGUAACGGGGCCGACCCUGUUCGGCAUGUCCACCCAGGCCGCCGCCCCCUCCGUUACCUCUGCCCCCCCCGCCGCCGCCGCCGCCCCGCCCGGCAGCGCCAACCCGCUCCUGGCCGCAGGCUUCAAGCCCAUAUUUCCCGCUACAACCACCACCACCUCCUCCCCGUCUGCCCCGUCUUCAGAAAGCCGUCCCGCCGUCCAGAAUUUCAAGCCCAUCUUCGGUGACCCCCCCUCUGCGGCCGCCGUCCUCCAGCCUUCCUCCAUCGCCACGGCCGCCACGCUGCCGGCGAGCACCGCGCCCUCUUUUUCCACCACAUCCGCAAGCAACGCCGCCGUCGUCCCAAAUGCUUUCUCCGGCUUCAACAGCACCACUGCCUCCACCGGCUCCACCCCCGCCACUGGCUCCACCCCCUCCACCCAGCCGGCAGCCCAGCCAUCCCUGAAGUCCCUGUUUGGAUCGUGGUCCACCCCGCCCACUAAAAGCAUCAGCUCUGCCUCCGUGCAGCCUCCCAGCACGGGCAGCACCUUCCAGUUUGGGGCUGCCGCCAGCACCACCGCUGCCCCCGCCCCCUCUACCGCCGCCGCCACCACCACCAGCACCAGCAGCACCCAGGGCACCUUCGCGUUUGGCGCCGCGCACCCCAGCCUUCCGGCCGCUAACCCCACGCCGUUCGGCUUUGGCCAGAAAGCCCCCACCCAGAACGCCGCCGCCACCACGGCGGCCUUCGGGGGCUUCGCCCUGCCCAGCAACGCCUCCACCGCGGCCGCCACCUCCACCCAGUCCACCUUCACCUUCGGGAAGUCCGCGUUCGAAGCGCCGGCCGCACAGUCCACCUUCGGCUCCUCGGCGGCGGCGCCGAAGCCGUUCGCCUUCGGAGGCAGCGGGGCGCCAUCUACACCCGCCUCCACCCCGGCCCCGGCUCCCGCCCCAGCUCCCGCCCCUUUCACUUUUGGGGCUGCGGCCGUGACUGCCGCCACCACGUUCGGGACCCCAGCUAAGCCCACGUUCGGAUCCGGCUCCGCUGGUUUCGCUUUCGGCGCCAGCCCGGCUCCUCCAGCCGCACCCAGCUUUGGCGCGGCCCAGACCCAGACUCAGAGCUCCGCCUCCACCACCACCUUCACGUUUGGCGGGGCGGCUCCGCAGCCGGCACCGCCCGCUCCCACUCAGCCCGCUCCGGCUGGGUUUAACUUCGGCGCCAGCAUGCCGUGCCCACAGUUCGGAACUCCAGUUUCCAGUAAUCCCGCUCCACAGAUGGGAAGCUUCAACUUCGGGCCCACUGCUACAGACAAACCGGCUUUUGGUGAGAACAUCAACUCCAUCGUUUGGGCAGAGUGCCGCUGCAGGUCCAAUUCCCUUUGGAAGCCCUGGAACUCCUGUCCAAGGCUUCAGUGCUGUUCCAUUUGGGUCUCCCGCGACCCCCUCCUUCUCCAUUGGAGCUGGAUCAAAGCCGUCUGGAGCUCGCCAGAGGUUGCAGGCACGCAGGCAGCACAACAGGAAGAAGUAACCAGCUCCCUGCAUCCAGCACCGCUUUCAGAGGCUAACCUGCUAGCAUCGUUCUGUCUAAAGCCCGACGUCCACCGGCUCACCUGCGCCAUCUUCCCACCCUCCAUCGAACUGCGCCCGCCCCGGAGCGUCCUGCUCGCCGGCCAGUUGGAAGGAGAACGCCAGCCUGCUGAGAUGAUGCUGCCUGGAAGAAGGCAUGGCCCCGUGAGGGACUGUAGCGGCGGGGAGAAAGAAUCCAUAACAAUAGAAAGCUGA